UCAAAAUAACAACAUCCGUUUUCAAUUAAAAGAAACUAAUUUCUCGGCAGUUUUCGUCCUUUUGUCCAAGCUAAGCAGGUCAAAAGCUACUGGUCUGGACAAAAUUUCGUCCCGCCUACUUCGAGAGUGUUCUGAUUUAAUAGCGGAAUCUCUUAGCUACAUUUUUAAUCGAUCAAUUGUCUCCGGAGUAUUCCCAGAUGAGUGGAAACAUGCUAAAGUUGUCCCAAUACACAAACAAGGGAAACGUAAUUGCCCUGACAAUUAUCGCCCGAUUUCCAUUGUCUCGGUAGUGGCUAAGGUUUUCGAAAGGAUAAUUUAUGAUCAGCUGUAUUUAUUUCUAUCUGAAAAUAGUCUGUUAACUAAUUGUCAGUCAGGAUUUCGUGGUCUACAUUCUACUGUUACCGCCCUUCUUGAGGCCGCUAACGAUUGGGCUUAUAAUAUCGAUCAUGGAAGCGUAAAUGCUGUCCUGUUUCUCGACUUCAGGAAGGCGUUUGAUACCGUAGACCACGAGAUUCUUUUAGGAAAACUAAAUUCAUAUGGCAUCAAUGGUGUUGCUGGCAACUGGUUCAGAUCAUGUCUCAGUGAACGGAAACAAAAAUGUUUCGUUAAUGGUCAUUUUUCGACAAAUCGUUUACUCCGUUGCGAAGUUCCCCAGGGAACUAUUCUGGGGCCACUUUUAUUCUUAAUCUAUAUCAAUGAUCUCCCGAAUUGCCUCUCUCACUCACGUGCACGCAUGUAUGCAGAUGACACUCAUUUGACUUACGCAAGUAACGAUAUUGAUGACAUUGAUCAUCACUUCAACGAAGAUCUUGCUAAAGUCAGUGAGUGGUUAGUAGGUUAGUAUGAAUUGGAAAAUUUAUGCAUUUCAAUCAAUAAACCUAGAUCUAAGCCUUUUCUUAUAGUGACAUGGUAUAGGCCACCAAAUUCGGUCGUGGAUAAGUUUAAUCACCUAGAAACGCUACUAGGCAAACUUGAUGCUGAAAAUAUUGAGUACUAUCUGGUGGGUGACCUGAAUUGUGAUUUAAGCUCUACAGUCUUGGAUCAUAGUUCAAGGUUGCUCAUUGAUAUUGCUGAAACAUUCGAUCUUCAACAACUGAUAACUGAACAAACUCGAAUUACAAGUUCAUCGUCAAUAUAGGUUAUCAUAUAAGGGAUGAGGUGAUAUCAGUUUUAUCGCUCGAGGGAUGAUAUCACAAUUGUCACGAGCGAGCGCAGCGAGCGAGGGACAAUUGGGAUAUCGUCCCGAGAGCGAUAAAACUGAUAUCACCGAAUCCCGAGUACGAUAACCUAUUUAUUAUAUACUUGUACCUUUAUCAGGGUUUGACACCCAUAAGUAAACAGUUUUGAAAAAAUAGGAUCAUUUUAGAAUUCAAAACAAUUCAUCGUUCAACAAAUAUGAUUUUAGAAAAUAAAUAGACCAAUAAUAUACAAUUUAAGUCUUUCAUUUUGUAUUAUCGUUCUUGUUUUCUUCGAUAAACUGUCGACAUCAACCAACACGAACCUCGAGUCGGCCAUCUUUGUUUUGACAAGGCGCGAAAUUUAGCGGGACAAAAAACGAUAUCCGGGACAGAAAACGAUAUCCGGGACAAAAAACGAUAUCCGGGACGAUAUCGUUUUUAUGUCCCGCUGCUUCCUACCUGAUAAAGGUACAAGUAUGUGAUAAACAUUGAUAGAUCACAAUUUUACAAACGCUCCUGAUAGAGUGGUCUGCUCUGGUGUUUCUCACAUUAGUAUAAGUGAUCAUAGUCUUGUUUAUGCCUUUAGAAAACUUUCCGCCAGAAUGCCGACAAGAGGACAUACUACAGUAAGCUAUAGAAAGAUUAAAAACUUUGAUUCUGCCAAAUUUCGUAAUGAUAUUAGUCAGCAAAACUGGGACUUUAUCCAUCAAUUUAAGAAUCCUAAUGAUAUGUGGCAUACUUGGAAAAACACAUUUAAUUUUGUUGUAGAAAAGCAUGCUCCUUUACGCACAAAGCGUGUCAAGGCCUCUAAAGCGCCUUGGAUUUCAUCUCACUUGAAAGGUGAAAUGCACAAAAGAGAUAUUCUUAAAAUCAAUGCAAUCCGGUCUAAUGAUCCUUUAGAUUGGCAUAUUUUUAAGAAAAUGCGAAAUUCCGUAAAUCAAAAUAUUGCCCGGGCGAAGGAAAACUAUUUUAAACGUGCGUUUUCUGAAAAUAAAUCCAACUCGAAAAAGACCUGGAAUAUUAUUAAUGAUCUCACAUCUAAAAAUCGAAAAAGCUCGCAUAUUCACGAAGUUGAUUUGGAUGGUAAUUUGAUUAACGAUUCCAACAAAAUAGCUGAUGCUUUUAAUGAACACUUCUCUAACAUUGGUCCGAAGCUUGCAGAUAAUGUAGAUGUUUAUCAGAAUAAUCGUUGUUAUCUCGAUUAUUUACCUAGUCAAAAUAACAACAUCCGUUUUCAAUUAAAAGAAACUAAUUUCUCGGCAGUUUUCGUCCUUUUGUCCAAGCUAAGCAGGUCAAAAGCUACUGGUCUGGACAAAAUUUCGUCCCGCCUACUUCGAGAGUGCCCUAGUUUAAUAGCGGAAUCUCUUAGCUACAUUUUUAAUCGAUCAAUUGUCUCCGGAGUAUUCCCAGAUGAGUGGAAACAUGCUAAAGUUGUCCCAAUACACAAACAAGGGAAACGUAAUUGCCCUGACAAUUAUCGCCCGAUUUCCAUUGUCUCGGUAGUGGCUAAGGUUUUCGAAAGGAUAAUUUAUGAUCAGCUGUAUUUAUUUCUAUCUGAAAAUAGUCUGUUAACUAAUUGUCAGUCAGGAUUUUGUGGUCUACAUUCUACUGUUACCGCCCUUCUUGAGGCCGCUAACGAUUGGGCUUAUAAUAUCGAUCAUGGAAGCGUAAAUGCUGUCCUGUUUCUCGACUUCAGGAAGGCGUUUGAUACCGUAGACCACGAGAUUCUUUUAGGAAAAAAAUCGUUUACUCCGUUGCGAAGUUCCCCAGGGAACUAUUCUGGGGCCACUUUUAUUCUUAAUCUAUAUCAAUGA
Messenger RNA from Paramuricea clavata, 2992 nucleotides. NCBI's taxonomy places the organism in Eukaryota, Metazoa, Cnidaria, Anthozoa, Malacalcyonacea, Plexauridae. The record is from the annotation of a GenBank genome assembly.